Molecule: messenger RNA, 1660 nt
Organism: Lacerta agilis (Sand lizard)
Lineage: Eukaryota; Metazoa; Chordata; Lepidosauria; Squamata; Lacertidae
Gene: TMIGD1
Product: transmembrane and immunoglobulin domain containing 1
Exons: 7
Coding region: 841-1626 (261 amino acids)
Source: RefSeq, a predicted model, not a curated record
UUCACUUUAAAAUCUUGCAUCAAAAGCAAGGCAAUGAGUUAACAGUGGCUACAGCUCAUGUAGGUGAAGUCUGUCAAAUGUAUAAAACAAUAGCACAUUUGGUGGCAAUGGCUGUCAACAUUAGUAUACAAUUUCCAGAGAAUAAUGCUGUCUGUUGCCCUGAGCAUGAGGUAAAAUGACUUGUUAAUUAUGUAUAUUUCUUUCUUUCUUUUCUUUCUAUUUGGAUAGAUGCCAAAUAGUUUCUUCUCAACCUUUUGGCUUCAGGGAUGAGGAGCUGACAUAAUAUUGGAUUGGAUCUUGUUGGACUUUGUAGCUUAGGCGAGUAAUAAAUUCUGCUUCAGCAGAGCGAAGAGACGGGCAGAAUGCUGUGACUCGCUAGUGCAAGAUGUAGGAUCUUAGGAUCUGGCAGCCUGGCUCUCCUCAAAGGUGGCCUUUGACCACCUUUAACAACAAAGACGUACACCCAGUGCUGUAAGAGGGGAAGGGCGUUCUGCCCGCAGAAGGACAGUGUGCUGCCUUCAGAGUCAAAAUCAGGGGUGGUUGACCCAUCUAGAUGCACUUUGCUGCUGUUACUUAUUGCCUCAGCCACGGCCAUAAAUCUGGGAAAGGUUUUUGCCCAGCUUCCUUUUGGGAGAGAGAGAAGCACCCAAUGUUUACCCAGGAAGUCCUUAAGAGAACACGGCCUUGAACUCGAGUGGAUCACUUGUCUCUGCACUGCAAUAAAGACAUAUAACCACGGGUGCCUAUAAAAGCCCAAGGAAGGCCGUGGUUUGCUCUCCAUUUCAAGACAAGUGCCCACACGAUUGGCCUUUCCCAACGUCUUGUCAGAGUUCUUCGCAGAUGGCCUCAGGGGGGAUGGUAGGCAUCCUUUGCAGGACACCUCUCUUCAUCUUUGCACUUUUGCCUUGUGCUGUCACAGGCACCCAUCUGGCUAUCAAUGGCAACACUACUGGCUACCAUCUGUCAACAAAGCCAGGUGUGGCAGAGUCCCUCGUGUGCACAGUGCACAAUAACAGCCAGGGAGAAGAGCUGCUCUGGUUCCGAGGGGACACGCAGGUCGACCUGAAAGAUGGAAACAAAGUGAAUGCCAGCAGCGUCUGCAUCUACCCCGUCGCUGUGGAUGACAACGGAGUUUCCUUUACCUGCAAGUUGGCCCGAGAUGGAUCUGUCAUGAUCUCUGUGGUCCUGGAUGUCCGUUUUCCCCCCAUCCUCAGCGGAGAAGACCUUUCCCCACAGGAAGAACAGACUGAUGUGACACUGGAUUGCCACACAAAGGCCAACCCUCCUGCUCAGAUGGCCUGGUAUAAGGACAACAGCAUUCUGACCCUGGAGAAAUCCCGUCACCACAUUUAUCAGACCAGCGAGCUCUUUCAGUUGACCAUUGCAAAGGCCCAGAUAUCCGACAAUGGGAUAUACACCUGUGUGGCUAGUUUGGGUGGGAUUACAGAGAAGAUGGAUUUCCACCUGACGGUUGAAGGAGGGAAGCUCCCUUUCCCAACGGAGGCUGUCAUUGCUGCAGCUGUGGUCGUUUUUUUCACUAUCCUUUUUGGCAUUGUGGCUCGAUGGAAGCGGAUUGCAAAGUGCUUUGGGAUAGGGUGCAACUCGUCAAGCAACACGUCUCUGUGAAGGAAUUCCUCCACUGGAGCAAGCAAAGGAGCAC